GAAGAAGGACGCGAAGGAGAAAGAAAAAGAAGAAAACUUUUCAUGUAUAUUGUAAAUAAGCAGGAGACGAGAACAACACAUUGCCCACUAUGGUGGAUGAUGAUUUUACCACUGCGAACUCCAGGGCAUCCACAACAUACCCCAUGUGGUGCUCUGCAUUGAGGAAGAAUGGCAGUGUCAUGCUGAGAGGACAUGCCUGUAAGAUUGUUGACAUGACUACCUCUACAAAUGGCAAUCAUGGGUAUGUUAAGGUUCACCUUACUGGACUUGACAUCUUUACUAAGGAGAAGUUUGAGGACUUCUGCACAUCUACUGCGCAUAACAUGGCUGUCCCUAAUGUAACAAGAAAAGACUACCAGGUAAUCAUCAUCUCAGAUGACUUCUUGACUCUGAUGGAUGACAAUGAAGAGACCAGGGACCUUAAAGUGCCAGAAGGUGACCUGGGCAAAAUAAGAGCUUUGGUAUUGAAGAAGAGUUUCUGUCAAGAAACUGGUUUGUCUGUCUAUAUCAUAGGUACAUUGUAUUGAAACUAGGAGCAGGUGUUCAAGUAUAGUACUCAGUCGUGUAUGCCGCAGAAGAGGUGUAGGGAUGUUUCCCUAGCUCGUCACAGGUUUCUUGCCCAAUGUAAACACGGGGUUAAAUUUGACCUUGAGCCUCUUUUAGAACAUGAAGAUACACACACUCCUGUUUUCUGUAUUCACACUAAUGUACAGAGUGGCUCCUGUCUUAAAAAUCACAACUGUCUGUUUUGUUUUUGUUGUGCAAGCAAAAUAAAGUUUGUUCAGAUGUU
This is a messenger RNA of Monopterus albus (swamp eel), 790 nucleotides long. It is a transcript of the gene eif5a2, whose product is annotated as eukaryotic translation initiation factor 5A2. NCBI's taxonomy places the organism in Eukaryota, Metazoa, Chordata, Actinopteri, Synbranchiformes, Synbranchidae. Gene Ontology annotation, molecular function: ribosome binding; translation elongation factor activity; RNA binding. The record is from RefSeq and is a predicted model, not a curated record. Gene Ontology annotation, biological process: positive regulation of translational elongation; positive regulation of translational termination.